AUGAUGCAGUCGCACAUGCCGUCGCCGGCGAGGCUGGGGGUGACCGCCUCGUCGCCGUCGCUCCCGCCCAACCAGUCUCCCGCGAACCCCACCUCCUCGCCGCCGCAGCAGGCCAACCCGCCGCCCGCGAGCGCGGCCGCGUCCGCGGCCGGAGCCGCGGUCCCAACCCUAACCACCUCGCCGGCGCUGCUCCCGCUCCUGCCGCCGCUCCCGCGCGCGCAGUCGCUGCUCCACCUCAUCUCAUCCCUCGCCUCCAACCUCUUCGAGCUCGCGCCCAACCGCGCCGCCUGGAUCUCGUCGUAUCGGGGCUCGCUCCCCAACUUCCUCGCGUCGUCGUCGGCGUCCGCGGCGCCUACGCCGCUGCCGGCCCCGGUCUCCACCACCAAGGAGGCCAUGUCGAUGCUCACCUCCCUCCAGACGCAGCUCUUCGAGACCGUCGCCGAGCUGCAGGAGACCCUCGACCUGCAGGACGCGCGCGCCAAGCUCGCUCGCGAGGCGCGCGCCAAGGACGCUUCGCUGCUCGCCUUCGCGAAGAAGCUGCGUGAAGCCCACCACGUGCUCGACCGCCUCGUCGACGACUACGCCGACUACCGCCGCGAUCCCAAGCGCCCGCGCGGCGCUGCCGCUGUCGACGAGCCCGAGCCGGUGUCGCACGGCGACUUCGGCGCGUCCCUCCACUCCAAGCUCAAGCUGGACGACAUCUUGACCUAUGCGCAUCGCAUAAGCUACACGACCUUUGCGCCGCCGGAGCAUGGUGCUGGGCUGCCUCUGAGGGGUGCAUUGCCGCCUGCACCACAGGAUAACGAGCUGCGGAUGUCGCAGCUGUAUCAGUUUGCUGAUUUGGAUGUUGGGGUGCCCAAGAAACCCCUGGAAACAAAGGAGGGGGUCACAGCAGAGAUGGAGUCCAUGCCGCUAUUCGAGCUACCGGUGGAAGAGCCUCCACGGCCAUCUAUGCUACCAAUCACAGUGCCACCAGGUUGGCAGAAAGGUUUGCCUGCUCUGCUUCCUGAUAUUCCAGUGCCGCCACCUGGAUGGAAGCCUGGGGACCCGAUCGAGCUUGGUGGCAUCAUUCCUGCUGUCAAGCCUGAGGAACAACGACCCAGUGUACCGAUUCCUGUUGGGGUGCAGCCAAUGGUGCCAAGGGCCCAAGAGCCAAUACAGGUCGCAGCUGUGAACCUUGACAUUAUCAGUUCUAGCAGCGAUGAGUACAGUAGCGACGUCGGGAGCUCAGAUGAAGACGAUGAGGACUAA
Molecule: messenger RNA, 1251 nt
Organism: Triticum turgidum subsp. durum (durum wheat)
Lineage: Eukaryota; Viridiplantae; Streptophyta; Magnoliopsida; Poales; Poaceae
Source: the annotation of a GenBank genome assembly